Molecule: messenger RNA, 1875 nt
Organism: Grosmannia clavigera kw1407
Lineage: Eukaryota; Fungi; Ascomycota; Sordariomycetes; Ophiostomatales; Ophiostomataceae
Exons: 1
Coding region: 1-1875 (624 amino acids)
Biological process (GO): vacuole fusion, non-autophagic
Cellular component (GO): fungal-type vacuole membrane
Molecular function (GO): phospholipid binding
Source: RefSeq, a predicted model, not a curated record
AUGGCCGCCUUUUACGGCGGGGCACCAGCCUCAUCAGCAGCCUCGUCCGUUGCCCCUGGCUCGCCCCUCUCUCGAAGAUCAACGAUAGCCGGGCCAUCAGCCUCGUCGCGUUCACGCCGCACCAUGACAAGCUCGAGCUCGCGCUUCGACGACGACGACGGUUCCUCCAUCGCAUACAGCUCCUUCCCGAGCACGCAGUCACCGGUGCCGCCAGCCUCGACCACGUCGACGGUCCGGCCAUUUCCCUUCUCGCACAACGAUACCGAGCGGUCGCACCUAGCCUACGAGACGCUGGCCUCGAGCGCAAAGGCAUAUCGCGUGGCCCUAGGGCAGCUGUCGGUGGCGGCAUCCAACUUUGGCGCCGCCCUGGAGACGUGUGCGCGGCUGAAGGAGGCUCGCACGCAGCCGUACCCGCCAGGGCCCUACAACGAUGGCAGCGGAAGCACGUCGACGGCCGGUGGUGCCAGCAUGUACGGCAGCGGCAUGCUGAACGGAGACGGCGGUGGCGGCGAGCCUUCUUGCACGGCCGACGUGCUGCUGGCCACGUCGGGGCUCUACUACCUGACGGCCAACCAGCAGGGCAUCCUGGCCGAGACCGUGUACCGCUCCUUUGAGCUGCCCAUUGUGCACGAGCUGGACCGUUAUCGCGCCGAUGUCGAGGCUGAACAGGAGAGCUACGCAGCCGGCAUGCGGGAGGCUGGUCGCGACAUCCGCCGUCUCGAAAAGGACGGCGUCAAGCUACGCAAGCCACGCCAGCGCGACGUCGGCCGCAUGCGCAGCCACCUCGUCGCCAUGACUGUCGCCCUCGACGCCCUCACAGCCCGCCAGGGCACCCACGCCGUCGCCCUGCUGGACCAGAGCCGCGACAUGAGCGGUGUUGUCAGCCAGGCUAGCCGCAACCUCGUUCGCGCCGAGCUCGACAUCCUCGACAGCCUCGCCCGCAAAGGCUGGCCUGGUGGUGGUCUCGACGUCGUCCUUGACGGCGCCGUCGAUCUCUUCUCCCGCAACGGCUACUACGACGACGACGACGACGACGGCAGCGGCGGCAUCGGUGGCGUCGCCGGUGUCGGAGGCAUCGGCAGCAUCGCUGGCAGCCUUGGCAGCAUCGGUCGUAACUCCUCCAGCGCUGCCGUCUCGGGCGCCACCGACCUCGGUCUCGGUCUGGGUCCCAAGCUGCUGCUGCUUGGCGGUAGUGGCGGCCCUGUGUCCUCUCGCCUCGACUCCGACGUCGACGACGACGAUGACGACCUGAACGGCCUCCACAUCAUCCAUCGUGGCCGCGUCGACAACAGCAACAACGAUGAGGACGAAGACGAUACCUUGACCAUAUCGGAACGGCGUCCUAGGCCACGCUCACAGUCACGUGACGACACUGCUGUAGGCGAAGACGAGGAGGGAAGCCCGACAGAGAAGGCACACGUGCAGCCACACGCGCGGCACAGCCGUGCUGAUAGCCUGACUGUCGGGGGCCACGAGUACCAGAGCCUCGACGGCGUGGCAACGGCACAGACAGACAGGGCUGCAGUUGUGUCGGCUCUGGCGUCGGCCUCGUCCCGGACUCGGUCUCCUGAUGGCAACGGCCGUCGCUUCGGUCGAGCACGGCCGUUUUCCCCGCAGCGCGUGGCCGUCGACCGAGACUUGUUCACGGGCGUAAAACCGAUGAGAUCGUCGAUUGAGAUACAAACCCUGGCCUCUGCUAAUACUGUAGAAACAGCGCCAGGACUAACCUCGGCAGAGAAAGAAGAACGAAGCACGCAACCGACGAGUGCUGUUGUGGCAGAUGGACAGGGAGACACACCUCCGACUGAAGAUAUAGAUGGCAGUACAACAGAAGAUGCCGACGAGGGCGUACAGGCGUGGCGGCAAGGACUAUGA